AUAAUCCCUGUGACGUGUCUGGGUUACCCCUUCUGGCUGUGACUGAACUGCAAAAUAGCUUGUUGCUUAUGCAACACGAUAGCCUUACUGUAAAGUAGUUAGUUGUGAGAAAAAGUAAUUUCUGCCAUACCGAUUUUCUAUUUUUAUUUUCCGACCAGAAUGUUUGCAACUCGAUAUUACCUUUCCUGAUAGUAGUUCCGCGUGGGCCGUUGGAAGUCUCUUGCCUGCGCGCGGUGACAAGUACAUCUGGAUGCGACAGAUCGUCGACAGAAAGUGCCUUGUCAGACAUCCCUACUUGAGCUGCCUGCCUGCACGUCACCUCCACCAAGCAUGCAACAUUCCCUCCCUCGCUGUGACAGAAGAUAGCUCAACCUCAGCCCCUGCCCUACCAACUCAUCUUUAUCUGGCUCCGUCGCUGCGCUGCCUCAGAAACCCAAGCAGAAAUAUUUAACUGCAGCGGUUGGGGGAACUGUCUGGACUCUCUGCCAAAACAGAGUGCUGACUGACCCAUUCGGAGAAGUUUAGUCAAUACCCAACCCACCGUCUGCACGAAUUUAUAUUCUCGCCCAAGCAGUGCCAUCACCCUCGAAAUAGCACCAGUUUCAAUUAUCUUCCCCACCCCCUCCCCCUUUCUUCCCACUACCACCACAUUCGGACGGUCCGUCAGUCCACCCUGCCUCUGAGCAUGCCCCCGUUGACCUGUCAGUGGCCUGCACCUGGGACUAACUGAUUGACGAGCGACGUCUCUUGAUUGACAGCUUCUCUGAUAGCCGCCAUCUCCCAAGCUGAGCCCACAUCCAGGUUGCAAGUCCACCAACUCUGCUGCUCUGAAGUCCGCAAGGGCAAACGACUUUUACUGACCCACACAAUUUUUUUCGCUACACUUUUAGUCGUUUUUUUAGCACACUGAAGAGCCAUUAGAGUAUAGCCUCUCCUUAAACAAGUGGCUAGCUUUACCCCACCCCGGCAUUGCUAUGGCUUUAAAUAUUGCUUCGAUGCGAGACACGAAAUGGCUGACGCUGGAGGUGUGCCGACAGUUCCAGAGGGGGACAUGUUCGCGGAGUGACGAGGAAUGCAAAUUUGCGCACCCGCCCAAAAGCUGCCAGGUGGAGAACGGAAGGGUGAUUGCCUGCUUUGACUCGCUAAAGGGCCGAUGUACGCGGGAGAACUGCAAAUACCUCCAUCCCCCGGCCCACCUGAAGACCCAGCUGGAGAUCAACGGCCGCAACAACCUCAUACAACAGAAGACUGCAGCAGCCAUGUUGGCUCAACAGAUGCCUUUCAUGUUCCCUGGCACGACCAUGCAGCCUACCAUGCAGUCGUUUCCUAUUAGCCAGGGGCUGGGCUCCAGCCCGGGGCUGAGUUACGCUCCCUACCUGACCCACAUGACCCACAGCAUGGGCAUGAUGCCCACCGAGAUGCUCCAGCCCAGCACCCAGAGUAUCAUCGUCCCCGGCAGCCCUCCCUGCUCCAUGCAGAGCUCCUCCUCCAACCAGAAGCUUCUACGCACGGACAAGCUGGAGGUGUGCCGGGAGUUCCAGCGGGGCAACUGCGCGCGUGGCGAGACGGACUGCCGCUUCGCUCACCCCAGCGACAGCCCUAUGAUUGACACUAGUGACAACACGGUGACCGUGUGCAUGGACUACAUCAAGUCACGCUGCUCCCGGGAGAAGUGCAAGUACUUCCACCCGCCGGCCCACCUGCAGGCCAAGAUCAAGGCUGCGCAGCAUCAGGCCAACCAGACGGCUGUGGCCGCGCAAGCUGCCGCCAUGACUCAGUCGACUGCCAAAGCAAUGAAGCGACCCCUCGAGGCAACUGUAGAACUGGCUUUCCCCCACGGCUGCCUGCAGCCCCUACCAAAGAGACAAGCACUUGAGAAGAGCAACGGGACCAGCUCGCUCUUUCACCCCAGUAUGUUGCACUACCAGCAGGCCUUGGCCAACGCACAGCUGCAGCAGACGGCUUUCUGUGGCUUUCCCACAGGGUCAGUCUUGUGCAUGACUCCAGCUAGCAGCCUUGUACCCAUGAUGUACAGUGCUACGCCUGCUACUAUCUCUGCAACAACAACUCCUGUCACAAGUGUCCCCUACGCAGCAGCAGCGCCAGCCAAUCAGAUCAUCCUGAAGUAACUGUCAGGAAGGAAAUGGAGUGUCAAGAAGCUGCACUACAAAGCCCAAAACAGCCCUUUUUCUGUACAUACUAUCUUCCCCUUCAACAACCUGCAUGCUAAGAGUGUAAUACUACCAAUUAACCAUAAGACUUGAGUGCUGGUGUAAGAUGAUACACACAACAAAAAGAUGUAAAUGUAUUGCUAGGAAACUAUUGCCAUGAAAAUUAUGACAAAAAAGAAUAUGUACUGAACUACAUACACUUAGUGGAGAGAUGGCGAUGAGUUCAUUUUAACGAUUGUUUUCUCUGUUAACGUAAUAUGGGUCCUUUUUUAUAUUUUGUUUUCAAAACAGAACCUCGAUCUGCACAAAUGUUCACCCUUUGAAAACACCUUAUUUGCACUAUAAGAGAACUAGUGCUUAUUGUCAAAAGUGCUUCAUUGUUUUAAACAGGAGAGUCACAGAGAAGCCCCUGGUUGCAACUGGCGCUCCAGAUCAAGCUAGAAGGGAUUGUUUUACUUUUUGCUUGUUCUAAUUAUUUAAAAAAGACAAAUGUUAGGGAAGAUGACAUGUUUACUCAAUGACUGUCCUCUUAAUGAUGGUUUGAACGUGUUCCCCCACCCCAUCACCACCCCUUUAAAAUGGUGUGGUAUGCACUCCAUAUGAACCAUUUGCCAACAUUUAAUCUCUGGAAAACCAACGGCUUGCCAAACGAAAGUCAUCGCGACUGACAGACUAACGGACAGAAGCGAUCGGAGUCGAUCUGCAAGGGAACAGACGUGGAACAGCUUCGUGGCCAAAAUGUGCAGUCGGGCCUCGUUUUUGUGCACGUCUGGGGAAAAAAUAACCUAGAACUUCUUCUCCUUCUUUAAAUUUCAGUUUUACUUUUGGAUGGGUGCUGACAUUUGGGUUGUGUGUGUGUGUUUGGGUGGGAGCCUCAGAGGGGUCGGUGUUGGGGAGAGUUAUACUGGGCAUCAGGGAGUGCUACUAGCCUAUAUGGCCCCGGUUUGUGUGCCAAGGGCUUAACAAAAGCUGGCCGAAAGCAUAUGGCGGGAGAGAGCCUCAGCCUAAUGGGCCAAGCCAUGGAUUCUGCCAGCAGACUGGAACAGUCCGACUCGACUGUAAGUCCACCAGAGGCCCCAAAGUCAAGACCACAGGGACGAGGCCUUUUGGGGAGUGGGGCUAGAAGGAGGGAUAAGGGUGAGAUCGGCGAGGGGUGAAACAAGUGCUACGACUCAAAAAGGUGCAUUCAAAGAUGCUAGUCAUCGUCGUGAAGUCAUUGACUGGAGGGCUAUCUGUGACUGUCAGUCGUCACCCUGCUAUCACCGAGAAUCCUGUUUCUAUUUGAGAAAAACUGUAGAAGUGCCUAAAAAUCCUUUAACUUUAAAACAACAAGCAUCUGGAGAAACAUACUUUGUCAAAGAAAAAAUAAGAAUAUAUUAAAGGAUGGUUCAAGCAAAGUUCCCAAUAGUAUGUUGACCUAUUUAGAGAAAAGACUAUUCAGUUUUCAUGCAGAUGCCAUGGUUAAAGCAGUACCCUAGUGUUAUUGUAAACAUAUAUUUAACACAACAAAAAAUAACUUUCUGAAUAGAAAAUAUAUAUAAACUAACCAAGAUAGCUUGGUAGAAUGUUUGUUAAACAUUUCAUGAUGUAAUAUUUUGUUCUUACCAUAGGUUUUUAGUAGUUUACAUUGAAAAAAGUGAUUGAGAAUACAGGAAAUUGUGACUUGUGUGUAAUGUAUGUAACGUGUUUCUUACUUUGAGAGUUUAUAAUCAUGGUUGUAGCAGCAAUGUAUUCACAUUUAUUUCAAUUUGUUUUAUGAUGUUAAGCAUCAAAAUAAGUGUGUCACCAGAACAGUCUGUUAUUUUAUGCCAUGCUAUAGUUAAUUGUGUACUAGCAUUGUUUUAAACCAACCUCCACAUUAUUACCUAAUGGUUUAUGAGAUAUGUAUUUCGACUCUAAAUCACAUUUCUCGACACUACACAACCAAUUAUUUUCCUUGUGUUCAACAAAAAGGAUCAGAAUCAUGACAUAUUUUCAUGGCGCUUGAUCAACAGACAAUCCACAACGAGACACCUUUGGUUAAAAAAUAAUAAGGCACUGGUCUUAGUAUUUCUUUUUUUGUUGAUUUUUGUUCACUUUCACUGAGAUUUUCUUCUAAAAGGUUACAGUUUUAAUGUAAUUUUUGGUGGAAGGUGAACGAAGGUAUUUUUUGGUAACUUAUCGUAUUUUAAUGUUUUGUCAAAUGAGUCAGAAUGAUGUAACCUAUUCUAUUUUGAAAUGAAUGUAAUUUAUUGCGCUGUGCAUACCUACAAGGUCGUGUCUCUUUGGUCAGCCAAUGAGAUGCAGAUCAGAAGCAAGGGGGUGGAGUCUUAAAAAGCCACCAAUAGAAAGCUACUGGAUCUCCCUUGUCUUGUCAUCAACACAGUUCAUCGCAUUACAGUAAUGAACAAGGCUGUAGAAUUGCUUAUUGUUCAACAAAAAAAAAGAAAAUAAGAAUGUUAAUUGUAUAGGUGAAAUUUUACCAAAAAAAUGAUUUAAAUAUGUACUUUUCACUCUAGUAUUUCAUAAUAUUAAGUUGUUGCUGUGGCAACAAAGUUGCAAUUACUAAAGUUCUGUAUUUUUGUAAAUUAUGUAAUCAUUAAGUUGACUUUUUUUUCUAGAACACUGCACACAUCACUAGAUUGUAAAGCAGAUUUCAACAUGUCUUAUUUGUCGUGAUUAUGACAAUUUUCCUUAGCAGCCUCUGUAAAGGUGUAACUUUAACACUUAAGAUGUAAUAGACAGAGUUACCAAUGUUAUUUAGGAUGAAAUUAUAACAAAUUAUCUAUUAAUUGAAUAGUUAAGAUGUACAACUUUUCCCCUGAGAAAGGACCACUGGUUUCAUGCACACCAAUGGAAAAAUAUUUAUGAAUGUAGUUUGUUAAAUUGUUUAUCAUCAGUUAAGGAUUGCACUUCUUCCGGUAAAGUAAAAAAUGUCAUUAUUACCGAUGCCAUACCUAAUGAAAUUUGCGAAGUUACUAUACACCAGUAAUUCUGUAUAAUAGUCACUACCUGUUUGUAUCAGAGAAAUAACCUUUGAGCAUCUUGCAUGGAAAAAAGUUUUUAUUAAUAAACAAUAAUUUACUGAA
Messenger RNA from Oncorhynchus tshawytscha (Chinook salmon), 5239 nucleotides. Its product is annotated as muscleblind-like protein 2a. The coding region runs from base 975 to 2129 and encodes 384 amino acids. The record is from RefSeq and is a predicted model, not a curated record. The transcript has 10 exons. Gene Ontology annotation, molecular function: metal ion binding. Lineage: Eukaryota; Metazoa; Chordata; Actinopteri; Salmoniformes; Salmonidae.